AUUCAGACUACUUGCAGUUAAUGAGUCGCUGACAGCAUAAAGAUACACAUGAAAGCUAGAAAUGCCUUGCAGGGCAUGUAAGAGAGCAUUGCAGAAGAGCAGGAGUUAAUGUCUGGUUACCAGGAAGGACCGGUAGUUAUGUUGUAGUUCAAAGUGGGAGUAUCUUAGACGUGUCUUUAAAGAAACUCGUAAAAAAACUGUCCCAGCAGCCAAUCGGUGAGGAACUUGCAUACUGGCGGCUCAAUGUAUCAAGUUAAAGGAUGAUCCUGGGAAUGACUUUCUACAAGGGAACAGCCCAGAAGGACUUUGCUGUGGCCAAUAGCAUACAAUGCAGGAGUUGUUUAAAUUUGAAAGACUCAUAAAGGCAGUGAUGAACGUGCAGAAAUGGACCUUAGUAGUUUUUAACUAAGACCCCAGUAACAAAGUUGAGCUAUUGGGACAGUAGCAACAUGGCUGCUUCACAGUGUCUGGAUGACUUUCCUUUUAGCAAUCCAUGGUUUGCAACAAAAAAUGAAUUGGGGUGGCAAGAAUUUUACAAUGAAAAACAUCGGCUAGCGCUGGAGGAGUUAGUAGACAAAGGCGAGGGUGCUUUCUUUGACUUUCUGAAGCAGGAGAAAGUAGCCAACUUUCUUUCGGAUGAAGAAAUUCAGACAAUCCUGAAACAAGCUGUAAACCCCUUACUAUCUGAAGAUGGGUUUGAUCAAUCGCUGAAUGCGUCUCUAGACUGCUCAUCUGUCACUUAUUUUCCCGAACAGUCCGACGUGGAACCACCGGUGUUGGAAAUAGGGUGGCCAGCAUUUGCUACGACCCGCUGCUAUCGGGGGGUAACCAAGGCCGAGGUGCAUUUUCAGCCUAGCUUUGGGGAGUCUAUUUACAGCUGUAAAGAAGCGGUGCGUAAGCUUAUCAAAGGUGCAAAAGAGGUAAUUGCUGUAGUUAUGGACUCUUUCACGGACAUAGACAUCUUCAAAGAUCUUCAGGAAGCAAUCAACAAAAGAAGAGUCUGUGUUUAUAUUCUUCUGGAUCAAGCAUGUGUUCCACAGUUUUUAAAAAUGUGCAAAACUCUGGGAGUUGUUCUUGAGGAACAGAGGUACAUGAGGGUUCGGACCAUCACGGGAGGUGUUUAUUGUACCAGAUCAGGAACAAAGAUUGUUGGGCAAGUUCAUGAAAAAUUUAUGUUGGUUGAUGGCCUCAGAACUGCUACAGGGUCCUAUAGCUAUACUUGGAGUGAUGGAAAGUUAAACAGCAGCACCCUGACAGUUCUGUCCGGCCAAGUAUGUGAGCAUUUUGACAUGGAGUUUAGAGUUCUUUAUGCACAGUCGAAGCCCAUAAACCCAAAGGCUUACUUAUCUUACAGAGGUGGUGCCACUUGUGAGCAGGAAGUGAAGAAAACUACGGAGACUGGGCAGAAUCUCUUGAAGCCAGAGGCCAGUCUGAGUGCUAGUACACCAUGCAAUACUCCAUGCAAGCCUCCAUCUGUAACAGAGCUGCCCCCUGAUGUUGAAACCAAAGCUUUAGAUGCCUGCAUUUCUGAAACGUCUACUAUUGGGGAUGAUGCUCCUCAGAUUGCAGCCCUGCUGGAAAGUGAUUUUCUUGACUCUAAGGUGACCAAGAACAUGUGUACGCAAACUGACAUGCAAGACUUCAAACCUAAUCCUCUAACUGACUCUUCUACACAAACAACAACUGAAGUAAUACCAAAAUCAACUCAAACUGCAGUUGUGGUAAAAGACAGUACGACACAGACUAUAACUGUUUCAAGAGCGAUAAUGACCCAGACAGAUUGUGUAGGAAGUUUGUUGGUUCCACCAGCUGCUGCUGUAUCAUCACUUCCCAAUAUUUUCAUUCCCAAGCCUCUAUCAAAGGAUAGUGGGAUAUGUAGCACUAAAAGUUCGCUUUCCUCCACAAAAUCAGAACUUGUGAAGAAUAGUACUAUUUUUACUACAACCGCCACUACCACAACUAAUAGGUAUUGUAAAUACCAAACAAUCCAGAAACCAGAUUAUUCCUUGAGAGAUUGCUUUAAGAAGCUAACAAAGGAGCGACAAUACCAUUAUUCUGUUGUACGAUCAAAGCUUGACCACAUGGUUGCACUACUUUCUAAGCGAAGGUACCAGAAUGAUGCAAUUUGCUGGCGUAAUGCUCCAAGUAGGUCAAGCUUGAGGAGGAGGAAUGAGAUUACUACAGAUUUGAUGGGCUUCAGAGAUGUCGCACACAUUACCACCUUCCAUGUUAAAAAGUGACUAUGCUGUGGGUACCUAAAAUGCUGUGCAUGAGGCCUUUGGGUUAAGGCUGUCACUGUUAACGGUGCGAAUACUUGAGCUGCUUGUAGUGUGUCUCUGGCACCAGUACCAGCAAUAAGGUUGGCAGCUCGUUACAUAGUGUUUUGCCUUUGCAGAGUUUUAUUCUCUGUAGUCUAUGCAAACAAGCAGAUGUAACACAAUACUGGGGAAAGAAAAAGCUGGUCUGUGAAACCCAUUUCCCCACUUCUGGGUUUCGAUACUGCAUUCUGUAUAAUGUUUGCAGUGCUAAAAAGUGGUACGUAAAUUUUCCGCAGACUGUUUUAUGCAGUGAGCUAAAGUUGAAACCUCUUUAGUAUUUUGUGCAAUACACUCCUGCUGCCCACUUCAGUUUGAUUUCAGAAUGAAGUUCUUGACACUUUGAUUGCCUUAGCUGUUUGCUGAAUUUUUAUUUAUAUAAUUCUUUUGAACCCUUACUGCACAUUGGCAGAGUUUUUAAGUACAAGGAGUAGGGAGACAUUUCAGCAACUGCUGACAGAACUGAGCCUUAACAGAUGCCCAAAGGGCUGAAACAUGCAACUCAUUCCAUUUGCCGUCUUCUAAAAGCCAGGUUAUUUCUGCUACAUCCAGGAAGCUGUCUGAAAUUGUAACUUUUGUUACCAUGUGCCUUGUUACCUGUAUGUUUUGUAAAUAUUGAAACGAUGUGAAUUUAUUUUGAACUUUGCUUGUAUAACAAUCUGCUGCCAUUUUGGUUGACACUGCUGUGAGACUGAAUAGGACCUCUUGACUUCCUUUACAGUAAUAGUUGCAGUGCUUUGGGAGAGUAUUGAGUUUACAAAGGUGGGAGAACUACACUGAAUCGGUAUGCAGUUUUGCAGAGUAAAGUGCUACUUCAAAUUGUUUAACCUGUAUGCAUUGUAGGCCAGUUCCUGAAGGGGAAGGUAUGUCUUUAUAACACAGGGAGCAGUCUUUAUACUUUGUUCAUUCACCUGUUCUAUGCAUUGUCUUUCAAGCCUAAAACUGAGACAACCUUGUUGAUACUUUAAUUGGCUGCUUUGCAAUAAGUUAACUAUGUAUUCAGUGACAUUAAGCAGUAUAUUUUUACUGGUUUUGUUACUUAAUAUUUGGCCUUGUUUUCAAUGUGGGAUUUGAUAUGUGUUCAAUUUGACUGCCUGCUAUAAACACAUUAUGUAUUUCUGAUGCACUUUUGUACAUGAACCUAAAUCUUAAAUUAAUCCAAUUGCUUUAGCUCUUUGGGUAUUGUCAGUGUUAUCCAUCAUUUUAAUGCAGUGAACCAAACCUAGCAACCAUUUGUGAUUCCAAUAACCUUUAGUGCAACAAAGUUAAGAUGUCACCAAGUAAAUCAAAGGUUCCUUGGUCAUCUUUCAGAAUAAGCUGUUGUCUGCAGUGGGUCCCUACUGGUUGGAAAAGAUGGGAAGAAAAUGGAAAAUUAAAUAUUCAUCAGAUACCCUGGAAUCUCAACUGUUUAUAAACAGACAAUGAAAAAUGACCUUUAUCUUAACCAUAUUAAAUAUAUGCCUGAAAGUAGGUGUAGAUAUGCAGAUAACUGAACACAGUGUGGUAAAUGUACAGGUGAGAGAUGAGAACUGAAGGUGUUUGAAAUACUGCCUAUUUGUUCAUUUAUGUAACAGUUCACUUUAAUAGUAUGGAGGGAUCAUUUAUUAAAUAUGUUGUAGUCUGAGCACAGCCCCAUUUGUUUGCAGGGACAGCAUUCACAUUUACAUCCUGAUAAUGACUGAAUGGAACAAAGAAAUUGCAUGUUGACAGCACUUCAGUUCUGUAAACAGUAUUUUGUCACCUUAUCCUUUCAGACUUAUGUAACUCCCACCCCUGUUCCUGCUGACUAUCCUCCAUGUUAUGUCCCACCUAUCCUUUAAAACAGCAUCCCCACGUUUUGUGGUAUUAUAAAUCUGCUUAACUGUUAAAUAGCAAAAGGCAACCUGAAGUUCCCUUAUUUUUUAAGCAUGUCACUUUUGUACAUGAAGUUCGUUUUUAACUGCCUGCCGAUCUUUCUUUGCAUUUAUCAAAGCAAAGAAUACACAGACAGCUCUCAACUCUUAAAUUUUUAUAGAACACUUUUUGUGGAAGUACAGAGUCAAAAUGUUAAAUGAGACCCAGUUAUAUAAUUCAGUGAGAGUUUGUGCUGGGAACAUCUUUUUUGGUACUGCUCCACGAGAAGGGACUGCUGCUGCUUUUCUGUCUGUGGCCUAUUUCCAAAACACAUUGCACUAAGUUUCAUUUUCUUGUCUCUGAUAGGAAAGCUCUCAAAUCCUACAAUAUUAUUUUUCAUUUCUGUCAGCCACUGGUUUGUGGAUUCUUCCCUCAAAGAAGCAUUUUUAUUGAAUUAUCACUUAUGACACGCAAUCGUACAUUUUGUAUAAAUGAAAAACUAUUGACGUUUUAGUAGCAACCAUUGUACGUCACAUAUAUAAUAAUCUGUACAGUCAUUGUCAUUCGACCAUUACAUAGUUCAUUCAAUUCCUGUCUUCCCUUAAACCUUAUUCCUCAAACAUCACUCAGCAUGUGUUGUUCCCACAGUUCCCAUUUUUUCCCAUGUAAUUCACUGCCAUCAAUUUUGUCUGAUUGUCAAGAAUCUUACUGUUAUGAAUCCGUGUUACAGCAGCUCUAUGGAAAGUCUGAGGCUGAGUAAGCCAGCAAGUACCAGGAACCUUUUGGGGUACCUAUCUAGAUGCUCACUUUGUUCUCUCUCCUCACUCCAGUAAGUCCAUGGGUGGUGGAUCUUGAAUUAAAAUACUACAAGAAAUCAAUUCAAAGGUUCGCACUAGAAUUUUUUAAAAUGUGUAUGUGUGUUUUUUUUGUGUUGUCAUUAUACGUGUGAUUAUGUAAUAUGUAAAUUUCACGUUUUCCUCACUGCUUCUUUUCCCCUUUCUAUAACUAUGCUUUUUCUUCACUAUCUUAUCAAACUUCUGCUUUGUGCUCACCCACUACCAACUGUGUGAUCUCACAGCACUUCUGAAGAACUGGACUGUUCUAUUCACACCAUUGAUUUAUAUCGCCAUCAGCGUGGUGGUUCUAGAUAGUCACUUAGUAUGUAUUCUGAGCUGGCAGUGCUGCAACUUUGGAGCUGGACCUCAUGUUGCAUGUAAACACCUGUUCUUUCCUAACUCAGGUUACUGUGUACAGUCAUAUCGACUUUCUCUAGGCCUUAAUCCUUCCUUAACAUUGGAUAGCAGUUCAUCAGUCCUCUGCACCUUGACGAUGUUAUUGUGGCCCAUUUUUUGAUCUUUAGUUGGGUAGUUAUUGUGGAAUGCCAUAUGAUUUUCCUUACUGUCUCAUAAAUGACUGGAUGAGCUUUUUGAAGGUACAUUUAACUCUUAAGGACACCAUCAAAAACCCUUCGCAGAAAAUGAAUUCUAAAUUAGAACAUUUACUUACAUUUCCAUUUUGAAAAUUUAAGCUCACCUGAGGAUAUUUUUGCAUUUUUAUUGGCAGAUCCUUUCCAGGGGAGCAGUGCAAUUCUUCAGAUGUAUACAUUGCCCAAAAGCACGCAUUCUGUCAUAGCUUUACCAUGAAAAAAUAGUCCUGAUUCUAAACUCUGUGUGGCUAAUGUUUUUCAGAAAUCUAGAAAAAUGGCUAUGAUGCAGUUUGUACCUUGUGAGUGUGAGACAUCUGUGCCUUUCACCACUUCUGUGUCUGAGAAUAUCUAGAAGCCUUUUCCAAGUGCUACAUUGUAAACAUUACACCUACCUUUAACUGUCUUUCCAACCACAGUCCAUUGUACUAACCUACUGGUGUCACCACUGCCAAGACGCUGACUACUGUCAGAGGUAUGAGUAGCGAUGAAUCAGUUUUAAUUACAGUGGAUCAAAUUCAUCCCUUCACAUCAGAAUGCAGUACAUCUUGGAUCACUAUAUGCUUCGGAGUAGGAAUACUAGCAUGCAGUGCAGCACAUGCCUAUCUGUUCUCUGGUAGGAAUGCUAGCAUGCAGUGCAGCACAUGCCUAUCUGUUCUCUGGUAGGAAUGCUAGCAUGCAGUGCAGCACAUGCCUAUCUGUUCUCUGGUAGGAAUACUAGCAUGCAGUGCAGCACAUGCUUAAUGUUCUCGGUUAGGAGUGGAAUAGGCAGUGCAUUGUCCCUCUUCUCUCCCACCCACCUCAUGUCGGGAGGAACUGGACCUAAAGUACAUUAUUAUGAAGUGGACUAGAGCCUGCACUGUAUAUAAUGCAUAAGCAACAGUAAUUUAAAGUGACUUGCAGCAGUCUUUUCCUAGAAACCGCAAUCAUGUUUAUUUCUGAGAGCUGAUGCAGGCCAUCUGCUAAUAAAAAUAUUAUUUCUAAGCUGCUACCCAGUCCUGUUCACAUCUUCCUAGGAGGUAGGAGGACCCAUCUUUGGCAGUGCAAGUCUUGAAUAAGUAGAUGUCUGGGUUUCUAACGCACUCUUAAAGGGUUUAGAAAGUAACUGAUAUCCUCUUCCCCCUGUUAAAACACACUGUCUUUUUCACUGAAGACAAACUGAUACUGUUCCUCAGUUCUGUAUUUUGUGCCAUAGUUUUCUAUGGUUCUAGUAUGCUCUUCAUUGACCAGAGUCCUGAACUCCAUUCUUAAAAAAAAAAAAAAAACCUUAACACAACACGCCUACAACCUGCAAAAGUGGAAAGUUUUAGUGAAUUCUGCUGGGCAGACAACUUGUGUGCUCUUGCUUUGGGGGUCUUUGCAUGUUGGAAACAUUGCACAAUAAGAUCUUAGGUUAAAAACGAGCACUUUUCAAAGCAGCUUGGAUUCAGCCUAGUUUAGCACCAGUGUUUUGUGGCUGCCAUGUUUCUGGCUACAUAUUUCAGUCUUGCAUUUUGAAUGCACAAAGUGUUAAGCUGUGUUAUUCCCACUUUGUAUGUCUUGUAGGAAUACAGCAAAAUGUUUGCAAGUAGCUGUGCCCUUGCUAUGAUUCAAGGUUUUGUUUCAACACAAUGAAGUUGUACUUGUCAUAAAUAUUUUGUGAAUUCAAAACUGCUAUAAUGUGAGGGUCUUUGGGAAAACUGGUUAAGUGAGGAUUCCUGUUGCUUCUCUGUGAUUCCUCGUGUGAAUAUAAGCUUUUCUCUGCCAAACAAAAGAAUGGUAAACCUUUGCAGUGAAAUGGCCUGAAUUUAUCUAGCCACCAACUCACCACAGACCCACGAUGUAAAAUUAUCAUUUACCUUUACAGUACACUACAGACCAUCUCUAUAAAAUGGGUAUUGGCUUUCAUUCGUUCUCUGGACUCAAAAUGAACCAGGUUCGGUCAUCGUAUUUUGAUCUUGAUGGGUUAUGUGCCAAAUUGUGACAUCGUUAUCUGUAGAUAACUAUUUCCUGGAGGGAGCUGUCCUUGCAUGCUUGAGUCCCCUCCUAUGUUGAUUUGAAUAACUGUGUGCAGAACACUUCAGAAGUUUGAUUUUAACCAAAAAAGUCUCUGGUAGAUUGAAGCUUAAAAAAGGAAAUGUUUUGUAAUGCAUUGUUUUGUAUACUAGGGUAAAAGUCUGUAAGAAUGGGAAUUAACGUAAACUUCAUAUUUUAGUACAAGAUUUGCUAGUCUUAAUUGUUUACAUCCAUAGGAAGGCAAUUUUUGUGUAACCAGUGCUGUUAGGUCAUGUAUAAUUCUACACUUGAGUGGUUGAUUCAUCAAAUACACAGGAGAUUGUCCUAGUUCGGUCUUGUUACCCUUCUGAAAUGCCUGUCUGUAGACUGAAUGAUCUGCCACUGGUGUAGUUUGAACUUUAUCUUACCAUUCUGUGUAGCAUACCUACUCGGUGCUUAUUUUGUACAGUGUUCCUUAUCUUUUUGCCUCAAGGUUACAUAUUUAAUCCUUCUCUGGGUCAGCUAUGCAACAUCAGGGCUAUUUGCUCUGUGCUGUACCUUACAUGGGGUUGGCGUCAGUGUUUAGGCAUAACUUUUUCAGCCCUUGCUCAUAUGGGCUGAGUAAAAUGGUGGUAGUGCUGCUAAAACAACCUGAAUGGUAUUUGUAAUCAUUGCAAAUAAGAUGUUGCUUUAGGGUUUCUCCACAUAGCUGUAAUCUCAGUACACUGAGGAAUUUUCCCCAAAUGAUGUGUGCAUGUAUGACGCCAUCACCAGUUAGCAGGCUUGUGUAAGCUUCAGGUGUGCACUUUUUUUUUUCUUCUCUGAGGAGUAGAUGGGUAUAUUUCUUUUCUAGCAUCCUGGGCUUGUUCGUCUAUUGGUUGCUCCAGAGACUGUCUGUGUGCUUUUAAUGUGCUGUAAUGAACUAGGCAGGCACUCAAGCUGUGUGCUUAACCUCUACAACAGAAUCUGAAACUGGAAAUGUUCUUUUUAACUAGUGCACGCUGGCUUGAAGUAGCCUUUUGUGAACUUCUGUAGAAAGCCUUGUAUUAUAAAAAGUAUGUAGCAACAUCACCGUGAUGUCUUAACGAUUGACACCAGCACUAGGCAUGUGGCAUCACAAAUUGACCUAAUUCACUGGUUAUAACAAUACAGUAUGUCUGUACACCCACUUUAGAAUUGUACAUUACCUUUUGCACUUUUAUUGUAUUGCAAUAAUAUUCUAAGACCGUCUUAAGCUAUGUUUGCUGUCUUUAAUUCUGUUUCCUGCUGUCAUUUAUUUUUUUAUGUUUUGCUUUUUAGAUUUGUUUUAUUUAUUUUAUUGGGCUUGGAUGAUGUUACUUAUGGGGAUAUGGAUGUGAUUAUCAUCUUUUUUCUCCUUUAAUAAAAAUAAUUUAAUUAAAAUGUG
This is a messenger RNA of Protopterus annectens (West African lungfish), 8950 nucleotides long. RefSeq names its product family with sequence similarity 83 member D (gene SACK1D). The transcript is spliced from 4 exons. Lineage: Eukaryota; Metazoa; Chordata; Ceratodontiformes; Protopteridae. Gene Ontology annotation, cellular component: cytosol; mitotic spindle pole. The record is from RefSeq and is a predicted model, not a curated record. Gene Ontology annotation, biological process: regulation of TOR signaling; regulation of ERK1 and ERK2 cascade; protein localization to mitotic spindle. Bases 450 to 2240 code for a protein of 596 amino acids.